CAUGAAAGAGGAACCAAUGGAUUCCUUGGCCUCUCCUGUUCGCCUCAGGGCCAUGCUUGCCAUUAAGCACCUGAGCAAGGUGAAACCCUCACUAAAUCUGAAUGAAAACAGAAACAUCUUGGAUGACUGCUUAAAAUGCCUGCUGCCUCUUCCAGCUGUUCAGCAGCUGAGGGAAGAGGGUGAGAUCUCUCAGGACUCCGUUCAAAUACAGGCACUGCACGAGUUGUCCAUGCAGGCCUUGGGUGAGCUCAUGAGGGGCCUCCUUGAAGAAGACCCCACUGAGAAUUGGUUCAUGGAAAUGUUCCUUCUGCUUGAGCCAUGGAUCUUCUCCGAUAAGGAGUGGAAGAAAGAUAGGGCCUCGCAGGCCAGCUCUCAGCUGCUUGUUGCCUAUCGGGAGACAGUCUAUUGCAGACUACAAGAGCCUUUUGAGCAGUUUGGGUCCCUGCUGGGGCUGCUGGCGCCAUACACUUGUGACUCUCUUGCCACAUCCCACCUGUGGGCCGCCGACUGCAUUGUCUGCCUUCUGCGCCUACAAGACCAGUCCAGGACAAUGGAUGCAGCAGAGAAGAAGCUGCGAGGUCUCCGGGAAGAGCUCAAAGCUGCCAGCCCUGAGGCUGUGCUUACAUCAUCCUCCCAAAUGGCGAAGGUCAUUGGCAAAUACUUGCCCUCCAACCAGACCCUUGAUUUUGUGGGGACAAUAAUGGAUGGCAUGCUGUCUGCCAGCCCCACAUGUGCCACAGCAGCAGGCCACUGGUUCCAUACAAUCCUGAGGGAGAAUGGAGAUGCCCUUCUGGAUGAGGUGCCGGACAUCCUGGGCACCAUCUUUAUUCGGAUGCCAACAAUGCAGGAGAGGUCCAUGCGAGGCUUCCUGUUAGAAGGCGUUGGCAUUCUCGCUGUGUUCCACCUAGAGGCAGUGACCAGCAGCCUCCUUGCCAAGCCUCUGCCAAUGGACAGUGACACCUCUGAGCUCUGGAGGGCCUUGGGGGGGGGGAUGAUUUCUCCACCCGCCAUAUACUCCAGUUGCUUACGGAGAAGAUCCAGCAUCCAGCCGGCACAGAAGGGAGCUCAUCUGAGGGCACCGCAGCCCAGGGACCUCUCGCAGCAACAUGUGCAUCCCUGGAGAUGCUGACUACGAUCCAUUCCAGCCCAGUCCUGAGGGAGCUACUCCCCGGGCUCCUGUGUGCUCUUCUAGAGCAAGUUGUCCGUACCGUGGG
Alligator mississippiensis (American alligator) is the source of this 1214-nucleotide messenger RNA. RefSeq names its product maestro heat-like repeat-containing protein family member 2B. The record is from RefSeq and is a predicted model, not a curated record. NCBI's taxonomy places the organism in Eukaryota, Metazoa, Chordata, Crocodylia, Alligatoridae. Bases 2 to 1129 code for a protein of 375 amino acids. The transcript has 10 exons. Gene Ontology annotation, cellular component: cytoplasm.